GGUGCGGGGCUGAGGAGUUUGCAAACAAGGAGGAGCAGCGAGUCCCUUCGGUGUCAUUGGAGGAGGCUUUUUCCAAGGAGCUCAUAAAUACGGGAGAGGCCGGGCAGGAGGCUGGGACUGCGCGGGGACCCCGAGGGCAGCGCGGGGGCCGGGGGGGCCAUGGCAGCGCUGCUCGGCACAUUCCCCUGGCCGGAGCGGCUGGAGGGGGACACGGGCGAGGGGCUGUCCCCAGGGCCACCCCCCCGAGCGUCGCAGGGAGAGAAGGGCUCCGAGAGCCGCAUCCGCCGGCCCAUGAACGCCUUCAUGGUGUGGGCGAAGGACGAGAGGAAGCGGCUGGCGGUGCAGAACCCCGACCUGCACAACGCGGAGCUCAGCAAGAUGCUCGGGAAGUCCUGGAAGGCGCUGAGCCUGUCGCAGAAGCGUCCCUACGUGGAGGAAGCCGAGCGGCUGCGGGUGAAGCACAUGCAAGAUUAUCCCAACUACAAGUACCGGCCCCGUCGGAAGAAGCAGGUCAAGCGCAUCGGGAAGAGGGUGGAUCCCGGCUUUCUGCUGGGCAGCCUGAGCCGGGACCAGAACUCAGUGCCCGAAAAGCGGACCUGCAGCCGGGCCGGGGGGGACAAGGAGGGCCCGGGUGAGUACCAGCCCCGGCCGGGGCUGCCGGCCGUGCGCGGCUACCGGGAGGCUGCGGGCAGCGGCAGCAGCGCCAGCGUGGACACCUACCCCUACGGGCUGCCCACCCCGCCGGAGAUGUCCCCCCUGGACGCCAUAGACCCCGAGCAGAGCUUCUUCUCCUCGCCCUGCCCCGAGGAGCAUCACCGCUCGCCCUUCUCGGCGGAGUACGCGCUGCCCCGCGGCCCCCACCCGCUCAGCCCGCUGCCGCAGCCGGCCGCCUGCAUGAUGCCCCCGGCCUCCAGCUGCCCUUCCCUGCCUGCUCCUGCUCCUCCCGGCUACUACACGCCCUCCUUCCCCUCGCUGCCCCCCGCCAGCCUCCACGCCCACCUGGGCCAGCUCUCCCCGCCGCCCGACCACCACGGCUUCGACAGCUUGGACCAGCUGAGCCAGGCGGAGCUGCUGGGCGAGAUGGACCGCAACGAGUUCGACCAGUAUCUCAACAACCCCGGCCACGCUGACCCCCACGCUGACCCCCACGCUGACCCCCACGCUGACCACCACGGUGGCCACCAGGGCGGGGCUUUGGCCAGCGGGCACGUCCCAGCGUCCGGCAGCUCGCACAGCUCCGAGAACAGCCUCAUCUCCUCCGUCCUGGCCGAUGCCACGGCCACCUACUACAACAGCUACAGCGUGUCUUAGGAGCCCGGCCAGCAGGAGCCCGCGCUGUUCCGAGGCGUGGGGACACCGCCCGUCCCUCGGGUGACCGAGCCCGGGGCCCCGGAGUCUCCUCGGUGCUGUAGCUAAAGGAUUUGGGCUGCUGGCUCACCACCGUGCCAAGCUGGAGUGCUCUGCUCCCACCGUGGCCAGGGGGCACUUCCCCACAAAGCCAAGUCCCUCUGCCAAAGCAGGGAUGCACAGCAAUGCUGCCGCUCAUUUUGGGGCGUCCCCAGCUCUGCUUUGGGGUCAGCAGUGUGGCAGCACCCCGCAAACGCCAGGUCUGAAUUCCCCCUGGAAGGGGGAGAGGCAGGGGUGGGAGAAGGGAAGGCUUUGGGGAAGGUCUAGGAGCUGGUUCUGGGUUCUGGUCUGACCUGCCUGAUCACUCCAACGGGGAUUAAAGCCCCCAUCCCCUGCCCCAGAGCAUGGACUGGGGGCUUCACCCCUAGGGGAACCCCAGAGGGGAUGGACACCAGCCCCAAGGGUGCUGAGCCUGCUCUGGACUGGGGUAAAAUCAAGAAAGCUUCCACCCCUGGGAGCAGGUCCUGGGAUGAACAUUUUGGCCAAGAGGUGAUGAUGUAGCAGACACUUUUUUUAUCAAACCUCCUCCAAAGGGGAAGGCUCCGUGUUUGGAGCCACAGUGCUCAAUGCCUCUCCUAACUCUGGCGUUUUAUUGCUUGUAAUAAAGCUGUACAUUGAUUUAUUCCUUCCAUUAUUCCUUCUCCCCCCCACCACCCACCUCCGAUUUUGUAUUGCUCGAGUUCUCUUCCUUUCCAUAAAGAUGAAGUUUUAUUUUAAAUCAGUUAUAUGACAUGAUUAAUCUUAGUGUUUACUGUAUGGCACUUGGUAAUGGUUAGUUAGUAACGUGGUUAUGAUUUCCUGGUCUCAGUCCCCAAAAUGUAUUAAUAAUAAUUGCAAAGAAAACUUUAAAAAGAACCCCAAAAGUUCACUGGUUUUUAAGCUAAUACAUUCCAUCUCUUUUGUGUGACUCUAUGCAUUUUGAAUGAGUGUAGAUACGAGUUUGCAUAAAGUAUUUAAUUUAAAUAAAUAUGUUUUUAUAAGA
Messenger RNA from Oenanthe melanoleuca, 2389 nucleotides. RefSeq names its product SRY-box transcription factor 7 (gene SOX7). Bases 160 to 1311 code for a protein of 383 amino acids. Gene Ontology annotation, biological process: regulation of DNA-templated transcription; anatomical structure morphogenesis; cell differentiation. The transcript is spliced from 2 exons. The record is from RefSeq and is a predicted model, not a curated record. Gene Ontology annotation, molecular function: DNA-binding transcription factor activity, RNA polymerase II-specific; RNA polymerase II cis-regulatory region sequence-specific DNA binding. Lineage: Eukaryota; Metazoa; Chordata; Aves; Passeriformes; Muscicapidae.